Closterium sp. NIES-65 is the source of this 1287-nucleotide messenger RNA. The record is from the annotation of a GenBank genome assembly. NCBI's taxonomy places the organism in Eukaryota, Viridiplantae, Streptophyta, Zygnematophyceae, Desmidiales, Closteriaceae.
AUGUGGCCGCUCCGUCUCGUGUGCGGGUCACGUGCUCGAGCUACGCUGGAGAGCAGACUGGUAACCCUCUUCAUCCCUCCUCUCUUCAACUCCCUUCUCUUCAUCCCUCCUCUCUUCAACUCCCUUCACUUCAUCCCUCCUCUCUUCAACUCCCUUCUCUUCAUCCCUCCUCUCUUCAACUCCCUUCUCUUCAUCCCUCCUCUCUUCAACUCCCUUCUCUUCAUCCCUCCUCUCUUCAACUCCCUUCUCUUCAUCCCUCCUCUCUUCAACUCCCUUCUCUUCAUCCCUCCUCUCUUCAACUCCCUUCUCUUCAUCCCUCCUCUCUUCAACUCCCUUCUCUUCAUCCCUCCUCUCUUCAAAUCCCUUCUCUUCAUCCCUCCUCUCUUCAACUCCCUUCUCUUCAUCCCUCCUCUCUUCAACUCCCUUCUCUUCAUCCCUCCUCUCUUCAACUCCCUUCUCUUCAUCCCUCCUCUCUUCAACUCCCUUCUCUUCAUCCCUCCUCUCUUCAACUCCCUUCUCUUCAUCCCUCCUCUCUUCAACUCCCAUCGCUCCGUCUGGUGUGCAAGUCACGUGCCCGAGGGGGAGUUGCAGGAGACGGAAGGCGGCCGCCUGGUGAUUCGCUGUGACUGCCACGCCUCUCAGAUGUCUCUCACUCGCUUCACACAGCACGCAGGAAGAGAGGACCGCAACCCUGGAACGACGAUAUUUGUGGAAGGCAAGACACUUGCGCAGUGGCGCAAGGAGAGACGCAGCAGCCUCGCUCCCCCCUGCACCCCUCCCCAUGCUGCCGCUGCCGCCGCUGCUUCUGCUGCAGCUGCUUCGGCUGCUGCCGCUUCGGCUGCUGCCGCUGCUGCUGCUGUUGCUGCCUGCCCUCCAUCUCAUCCUCCCCUCUCCCCUCUUGGCUUUCCUGCUCCUCCUGCUCCUCCCCCCCCUCCUGCAUCUGCUGCGUUUGCCACUGCUUCUGCUGCCGCUGCUGCUCCUCCCACUCACCCACCACCCCUGGCAGCAUAUUUUCCAGCCCCGCCCCACUGCCCACCUCCUUCAUUCCCCCCGCCACCUCACCCUUUCCCUGAGCCAACCCUCAAGUCGCCUCAAAACUUCCCCACUCCACUGCACAUGCCACCUCCCUCUCCUUUCCCUCCGCCUCACCCUUUCUCUCCCUCCCAGCUUUCUCCUUGUUCCUCGCAUCAUCUUACACCCUCCUGUCCCCCUCACCACACAGACCACUACCUCCAAUCGCCCGACAUAAAACCGGGCUCUGAGAGUGCUGAGGCAGCACUUGGAUGA